AACAGGAAGCACAAAUGUGCAGCCGCACGCUGUAAACCAUAGGUUUCCUUUACCGGCGCCUUGUUCUCAUUCUAGACGACUUGCUGUCCAGAGAUAAUACUGCGUUCAAUGAGUAGAUACGACAGCCGCGCGGCCGACGCCGGAAGCUAUCGCGACCGCCGAAGUGACACUGGAUUCGGCGGCGGAUCGACGUAUAGGCCGUCCUCAGGAACUAGGAAGGACUAUGAUGGUACCGAGUCACCGCGGAAAUUGGAUUUAGAAGGGCUUAUCCCAUUCGAGAAGAAUUUUUAUGUGGAGUCAAGGUCCGUGGCAGCAAUGACGGAGAUGGAUGUAGAUGAGUAUAGACUGCGACGGGAGAUUACAGUUGAAGGCCCUGAUGUGCCUAAACCCGUGAAGAGCUUCAGUGAUGUGGGGUUCCCCGAAUAUGUUAUGAAUGAAAUUGAGAAAGCUGGCUUUACUGAACCUACCCCUAUUCAAGCUCAAGGGUGGCCUAUGGCUUUGAAGGGCCGUGAUCUCAUUGGUAUUGCAGAAACUGGGUCAGGAAAGACACUUGCAUAUCUUCUUCCAGCAAUUGUGCAUGUUAAUGCUCAGCCAUUUCUAGCACCUGGAGAUGGUCCUAUUGUGCUAGUCUUAGCUCCAACUCGUGAACUUGCUGUGCAAAUCCAAGAAGAAGCUACUAAGUUUGGUGCUUCGUCAAAGAUUAAGAACACUUGCAUAUAUGGAGGGGUUCCAAAGGGGCCUCAAGUCCGCGAUCUUCAGAAAGGUGUUGAAAUUGUUAUUGCUACACCUGGAAGAUUGAUUGACAUGUUAGAGUCUAAUCACACAAACUUGCGUCGGGUUACAUAUCUUGUGUUGGAUGAGGCUGAUCGUAUGCUGGACAUGGGCUUUGAACCUCAGAUUAAAAAAAUUGUUUCACAGAUACGUCCAGAUCGUCAAACUUUGUACUGGAGUGCUACAUGGCCCAAGGAAGUUGAACAACUUGCAAGGAAAUCACUCUACAAUCCAUAUAAAGUAAUUAUUGGUUCAGAAGAUUUGAAAGCUAAUCAUGCAAUUCGCCAGCAUGUGGAAGUUGUCUCAGAAAGCCAAAAAUAUAACAAAUUAGUAAAGUUAUUGGAGGACAUUAUGGAUGGUAGCCGGAUUCUGAUAUUUAUGGACACAAAAAAGGGGUGUGAUCAAACAACUCGGCAACUGAGAAUGGAUGGUUGGCCUGCGCUUUCUAUUCACGGAGAUAAGAGCCAAGCGGAAAGAGAUUGGGUCCUCUCAGAAUUUAAAGCUGGCAAGAGUCCAAUAAUGACAGCUACUGAUGUUGCUGCUCGAGGGUUAGACGUGAAAGAUGUUAAAUAUGUUAUCAACUACGAUUUUCCGGGAUCCCUUGAGGAUUACGUUCAUCGGAUUGGUCGAACAGGAAGAGCAGGUGCCAAAGGAACAGCUUACACAUUCUUCACAGCUGCAAAUGCCAGAUUUGCAAAGGAGCUUAUUAGCAUUCUUCAAGAGGCCGGGCAGAAGGUCAGCCCUGAACUGGCUUCCAUGGGACGUGGUGCUCCUCCUCCUCCUCCAGGAGGUCUUGGGGGUUUCCGAGAUCGUGGCCGAGGCUAUGGUAGCGGACGAAGAUGGAACUAAAGUUAAGGUGUUCAGUUUCUUGUAAAACCAUCGCUGUGUUGUUGGCACUUGGCACAUCCAUCUGGGAGAUAGUAAUUGGUUAUUUGUGCGUCACGUACAACUAAUUUCAUUUAGAGUGAGAUUAUGAUGGAAACCAAUUCGGGAUGUAAUGAGGGCUGAAGAUUACUUGAUGUGCAGAAGAGUGCAAUGACACUUGAAUCUACGAUUGUAAACUAACGAACUUUGUAUUAAGAUGUGGGGAAUCUUCCUUCGCUUCCAACAACGAUUCAUUUUCAUUUCCCAAAUUACUAGGGACAGACAGGUGAAUUAGCAUUUAUAUAUGGAUAACUUUGUUUUCAAUCUUUUUGUAGGAUUCUACUGGGUUUGUUGAUGUUAUUUGGAUUCUGCUUUCAUUAAAGUUCUGCCUUCAAUGUGUAUAUUUCUUCUGUUUUUCUUUGUACUAAUACUUUGUGAUUCUUAGAACACCAUUGUCACUUUAUCAUUCUA
Messenger RNA from Cuscuta campestris, 2106 nucleotides. The record is from the annotation of a GenBank genome assembly. Lineage: Eukaryota; Viridiplantae; Streptophyta; Magnoliopsida; Solanales; Convolvulaceae.